AUGUCGACUGCAUGUUAUGAUGUGCUUGUGCAUGAUCCCAAUAUAAUAUGGCAAACUGAUAAUAUCCUUUUCAAUGAGCUCCCUACUCUUGCCUUUCAAAUUGCCACUGCCACAAUUAUAUCUCGUUUUUUUUUCUUUAUCUAUAAACCUUUUCAUCAAUCUCAGCUCAUUUCACAAAUCUCUGUUGGUAUUUUUCUAACUCAAUUUCUUUGGGGAAUUCCAAAUAUGUUCGGAUUGCUUUAUCCUAAAACUGGGGUGAUCAACAUUGACGUUCUAACACAUGCUGGUGUCGUAUACUACGCAUUUCAAACUGGUUUGGAGAUGAACUUGGAUACCAUUUUACAUGUAAAAAAGAAACCCGCAACCAUUGCGAUUUCAGGAUUCAUCUUUCCAAUGGUGAUUGGACCAGCAUUAUACACUCUACAUCGAAAAGUUUAUGGCAAUGGUGAGAAAUACCCACUUGAAGAAAGUAAAAUAAAUGCUUAUGUAAUGUGGACUUUAGUUCUCACUGUGACAGGAUUUCCAGUUGUAGUUCAUGCACUUACUGAGCUCAAACUUCUUUAUACUCGUCUUGGUAAAAUUGCAUUAACAACAGCUAUGAUCAGUGACACAUAUGCUUGGAUUUUAUUCACAUUAGUUGUUCCAUUUUCAAUUAAUGGUACAAGGGCAAUAUACUCAGUAUUAAGCACCGUAAUAUUUGUUUUCAUUUGCAUUUAUGUGGCGCGUCCUAUCAUUGUAAAGGUCAUUGAUCGCAAGACAGAAAAAGAUGAAUGGGAUGAUAACCAAUUACUCUUUGUUGUGAUGGGAAUUUUUGUUUGUGCACACAUAACAGACACUCUUGGCACACAUGGCAUUGUUGGGGCUUUUGUGUACGGGUUGAUUUUACCUCACGGUAAAUUUGCUGACUUGGUAACAUCAGUAAUUGAUGAUUUUGGUGGCGCAUUUUUAGUACCACUUUACUUUAGUGGCAGUGGAAUGCGACUCUCGUUUACUAUCAUUUUCCAGCAACCAAAUUGGCCUUUAACGCUUAUGGUUAUAAUCUUGUUAUGUGUUCUGAAGAUUUUAAGCACUUUGUUUGCCACUUUCUUUUUUGGCAUGCGCAAUCGGGACGGUUUUGCUCUAGGCAUAAUUCUUAAUACCAAGGGUGCUGUUGCACUAAUGAUGCUCAAUACGGCUUGGGAUAAAUCGAUUCUUUCUGUACCAACCUAUUCUGUCUUAACUGUCGGAGUCCUUUUAAUGACUAUAGUGGUACCUCCCAUCAUAAAUAUCAUAUACAAGCCCAGAAAGCAAUUUGAGCGAACCAAACUAAAGACUAUACAAAAGCUAAGACUUGAUGCAGAGCUCAGGAUUCUAGCAUGUGUUCAUAAUACUCGCCAGGCUACAGGGAUUAUCGGCCUUAUUGAAUCUUUCAAUGCCACUAGACUUUCACCAAUACAUGUUUUUUCACUUUACCUAGUUGAGCUCACAAGACGUACUGGUGCACUUGUUGCUACUUAUAUGGAGAAGCCUAGUGGCCAGCCUGGAGCACAAAAUCUUACAAAAUCUCAAGAAGAGCUAGAAAGAAUUAACAAUAGCUUUGAAGCAUUUGGAGAGGCAAAUGAUGCUGUUAGAGUCCAAACCUUAAAUGUUGUGUCAGACUAUGAAACCAUUCAUGAGGAUGUAUUCAACUCGGCUAACGAAAAGCACACAAGCUUGAUUAUCCUUCCAUUCCACAAACAACUAAGUUCAGAAGGUGCACUAAAAACUAUCAAUAUUGCAUAUAGAGAUAUAAACCUGAAUGUGAUGCAAGGUGCACCUUGCUCUGUGGGAAUCUUUGUUGAUCGUGAUAUUGGGCUACUACCGAAAAUGAAAUUUUGUAUUUGUAUGAUCUUUGUUGGAGGUCCCGACGAUCGUGAAGCCUUAGCUAUUGCAUGGAGGAUGGCUGGGCACCCAGGAACCCGAUUAUCAGUGGUUCGAAUGCUCCUAUUUGAUAAAGCCGCAGAAGUAGACACCUCAAGUCAUGCCGAAGCACAAGGAAUACUCUCCGUUGUAAUGGAUAAUGAGAAGCAGAAGGAUUUAGAUGACGAGUAUGUGAAUUCCUUUAGGCUGAUUGGAGUGAAUAACAAUGAUUCUAUAUCCUAUUCAGAGGCUGAUGUUCAUUCAAGUGAAGAUAUUCCUACAAUACUCAAUGAGCUAGAAACAUUUGGCUACAAUUUAUACAUAGUUGGUCAAGGGAAUCGUAGGAACUCUCAGGUUUUUGCAAAUUUAUUAGAAUGGUGUGAUUGUUCAGAACUUGGAGUUAUAGGGGAUAUGUUGGUAUCAACAAGUUUUGGUUUGCGUUCAUCUGUGUUAGUUGUGCAACAAUAUGGGUAUGGAGGUAUGGUUUUGGGAAAACAAUCUAACCAUGUGACCACUAAUAACGAUGGUUUUGAGUCACUUGUCGUGAAGGCAGAAUAA
Messenger RNA from Trifolium pratense (red clover), 2436 nucleotides. RefSeq names its product cation/H(+) antiporter 15-like. The record is from RefSeq and is a predicted model, not a curated record. Lineage: Eukaryota; Viridiplantae; Streptophyta; Magnoliopsida; Fabales; Fabaceae. Gene Ontology annotation, biological process: regulation of pH; proton transmembrane transport. Bases 1 to 2436 code for a protein of 811 amino acids. Gene Ontology annotation, molecular function: antiporter activity. Gene Ontology annotation, cellular component: endomembrane system; membrane. The transcript is spliced from 3 exons.